GACCAUAAUGCAAUUUCCAAUAUGUCAUCCCCCGGUAGUGAAAAAUGUUUUGGAGCAAAUUAAUUUCAGAGUGACAAAUGGAAUCCAACAGCAAAUUAUUGUUAACAAAUCUCCAAACAUGCGUGAACCAUCUGGCUGCUAAAAACAGGGAUCCAUACCUUGCUAAAUUAAACGAACUUUCAUCACUUCGUCCGAAUGAUUUGGACGAUUUUCUGCAUGAAAAUGAAGGCGAAGGUUACAAAUUGUUAGCAGACGAAUUAAUCAAAUUGAUUAGCCUUGCCAUUAUCCCAGAAUUCACUUCAAGGGAGCAUUUUAUAUUUGAGGCAUCAGAUUUUAAAGGCUGCAGUGAUCGAACAGAACUAUCAUUAACAUUAUUACAAAUUGUUUUCGAUAAAUUGAAUAAUGGCCAUAACAAAAACAGAAAGAAACUUGUACAAUUAAUUCUUCCAGACUUGAUGAUACUACUGUCAUCAAACUUAGAGAUCAGUUUUUGGAGUCCCGCUAAAGUUGUCAAAAUCACAGAAUUAACUUUAGAGAAAUUAAAAAAUAUUUUUGAGUGUGAAGACGAUAGUUUAAAUAAAUUGUUUUUCCCUGAGGAUUACACAACAGCUUUGUCGUCAGUUUACAGACAAUAUUUAAUGAAGAUCAAAACCAGGCUGAACAAAAGCAACUGGAUGAAAAAUCCAAACAUUCAAAAAUCAUUUGAAUGGAUGCUGAAACAGAUCACGUUUCCACAUUUAAGUGAUUUCAUUGAUCAUGUUCUACCACCUUCGUUAAAUUUCGUAGAUGAUUUCAAUGUUGAAAACAAGUGUUGUGGUGUGCGAUGUUUAGGUCAUGUGAUCAGUAACACUACAAGGGAGGAGUUACGAUGGUAUGGAAGAAGCGACGUUGUCUAUGAUGUUUUACAACAUCAAUUAUUCAAUCACGACGCUAAGCUUAUCCAGAUUCUACACCCAGUUCUUCUGAAUCUGUUACCUGUGUUCGGCAAAUUACCAGACCCUAUCGACAACCACCAUAAAGUUUUCAACAUCAUUUUACGCGAUGUGGAAUUCGAAAACAACAUAAUAAACAGAAGGGCACUGACUCAAAACCUUCCACAAUUUAUUGAUAUUCUUGGCAUAUCAAUCGUGAAUCACAUGAAAAAAUUGUUACAGAUUUUCGAAACUUAUCUAGAAAUUUACGAUGGUCCCGCGGAAACUGCACGGUUAAAUAUCUUGAAAACAAUGCAGCAAUUUAUUCUCGUUGCCUGGCCAAGAAUUCCUCUUUACAGUCUUUACUUGGCAAAGAUUUUAUUAAAAUUUAUGUACGACAUAAGUUGUGAUAAAAGUACAACCCCGGAUAAAGUUAAAGCUGUGUUGAUUUGUGAGGCACGGAAAUGUAUUUUGUAUUUAAAGUUGUGUGAUGAGCAAAAAAUGACAAGUUUUCUGGAAUCAGUUGAAUCGAUUAAAUUAAACAGUGUUAUAAUGAGUGUUGUAUCUGAUAUAAAAUCACACGAUUCCUGUGAGUCUUUGACAUUAGAUGUGGACGAUAUCCGUCAACUCCUAAAUAAAGUCAAACUUUAAAAUAAUUAUGUUAUUGACAAGUGGUGUGUCUAUAUAAGAUCAGUCGAUUCGUUUGAGUCUUUAACAUUAGAUGUGGACAAUGCAUUCAUUGUGUAGGCUAGCUGAUACCAAUGCUGACUGUAAAUCAUAUAUGUAUAUGCAUAUUUUUAAUGUCAUUAUUUUCUGGUUUCUUAAAUUUGCAAAAAACCCAAACCGUUUAAUUUGAAUGUUAAAUGCCACAAACCAGGUCAAAUCCUUAAAGCAGUGAUUCUCAACUAGUGUGCCACGAAAGUUUAAACGGCACACUAAGAAAAUGUAAAAAACCAUGUGAUCCCAAUUGAGUAUUCACUGUUGUCAACUGAUAAGUUCAUAGCUGUGUUUCUCUUUAUUUGGUUUGUGUCAUCUAUGACUUGUCUCUGCCUAUGGUUGUAUGCCGUCUGAAUUAACAUAUGUUUUUAUUUUGCAAAAUUCAAAUAUUUUUUGUAUAUAUUUAGCCAGGUGUGCCACUAUUUUUUCAUGUGUCCAAAGGUGUGCUGUUGCCAAAAAAAAGGUUGAGAACCAUUGCCUUAAAGAGACAAUCAGACAAACCUCAUUUCACUCCAGAUCCUAACACGGAAUUGUUCUGGGAAUUAGGUUUUUUUUGAGAUGCUGACACAAGACUUAUUAAACAUGGGUUAUCAGGCAAUGAUACAUCAAUGUAACAUACACCUACCUGACCCAUCAGCAGAUACAAUGACCCUAUGAUAGUUUUGACCCCAUAAGUGUCAACAAGGUGUUGUAAAUAAAGGGGAGUAAUCGAUAGAAGUUGUUUUGAUUCAAGACGAGUCUUCUGUUCAAUAAGCUGAAGAAACCAUAAAAAUAUCAAAAAGAUUAAAUGAUAAUUCUAGCCUCUGGAGUGCUAACACAAGUUGACUUUAUAAAUCCACAUGAAUAAUUGUAGGAAUCCUUUCAAACAGCUUAACAAUCUAUUAAGAUUUCUAAAUGACUCUAUGAUGAGUUUUGCCCUUACAGUGUUGACAAAUUGUUAAUGGAAGGACAGAUCGUCCAACAAGACAUAUUUAAAAUCUCUUUCCAGAAUAACAAUUAUUCAUAUUUAUUACAAAUUUUACAAUCAUACAUGUACAAUAACAUUCAUGUCAAUUCUGAAAUAAGUUGUUUCUUUGGUGGUGGAAUUUUUCCUCCCCAAUUCUUUUCCAAUAAAUUUUUUGUUUCUUCAA
Messenger RNA from Patella vulgata (common limpet), 2758 nucleotides. RefSeq names its product TELO2-interacting protein 2. Gene Ontology annotation, cellular component: cytosol; nucleoplasm; centrosome. The record is from RefSeq and is a predicted model, not a curated record. The transcript has a single exon. Bases 78 to 1562 code for a protein of 494 amino acids. Lineage: Eukaryota; Metazoa; Mollusca; Gastropoda; Patellidae.